AUGCUCGGAGAACAAGUUGUAUUCAAACAUCAAGUUGAAGGAGGAGAGCCUAUCAAUUUUGUAUUCAAACACAUGGCCAUAGCGAAUGCUCGUGGUUGUCAUUCCUGUGACCGUCAUACGAUGAAAGUAAUCAAGAUAUACAAAACCACUGCUAGUGUUUACACCACCUGUCAAAUUUGCUUUCUCCAGGAGUCGAAAAACGAUAACAACGUACCUACGCGAGAGCCAAUCGAAGAAUAUAACAAAAAAUUGUUUAAAUGUCCAGCGAGAAAGUGCCCAAUACAUCAAAGCUUCAACGAUUUCGUGAAUGGUAGAUGCUGCAAAGAUGCAGUUAGAAAGAUCAAUUACGAAUUGCGUCGUGAGAUGUGCAACUCGCAGCGGGACUACCAAAAAGAAGUAGAAGAAGAAAUCAAAAUCGAGAAGAAAAUCGAAGAAGCUGAGAUUAAUCUCAGAAAAAGAAAGGGCGAGGAUGAGGAGGCCAAACAAGCAUUGAAAAAAGCGACGAUUGAAGCUGAACGAACCGAGGAAGCGUUAAAAACUGCUGAAGAAGAAUUGAAAACACUGAAGACGUCGCUUUCUUCUAUCCAAAAAAAGGUUGAUGCCAAGCAACAAAAACUCGAUGCCGCUGUCACUUGCGCCGUCCCAAAUAUAAUGACCUUUCAACAGAAGAAAAAGCAGACGGCGAUCAAAUACGGCGGCUACAAAGGGAGCUAUUUCACUGCUGAUGGAGAGAGAAAAACCUUUGAAGGAGGUUAUCGGAUCAGAGAAAAACCGGCUUGGAGGCAGAGUCGAGAGAACAAACCGAAAAACAAUCAGAAUUGGAAGAACAAUGUUUCCAAACCUCAGCGAAGUAGAAUCGAACCCAAACCUCUUUUUGAUUACGAGUAUGGCGCGUCCGUUGUGCCACUAGAAUCAGUCAUUGACGUCGAUCUCGACUACAUGGAAAUGGACAAAAAGAUCUUUGAAGAAAGCGGCGUUUUUACGCGCUUUUUGGGAACUGAGCUAGAAAAAGAAGUUGAUGGGCAAACUGUCAAGUACAAAUUUCCGCUUCCGGUGGAGAAGACGGAAAACUCUCUUCAGCGGCAAAUUCUUCCCGCGGACAUGGUUCUUCGCGACUUUUCAAAUUUGACAACUUCGUUUCAAGAAAAAAUUCUCAACGGGAAAGGAAUUCCGGUCAUGAACGGCAAGUUCUUGGCCAUUUUCAUGUGGGAUACCAACUGGGGCCAAAUGAGAAUGAAUUUAUCGUCAAUUACAAAAGGGAGUAGAAUCGAGCAAAAAGAAGCGUUUGAGGGUCGAGGCAACGAAGUUCUUGACGGAUCAGACAUAGAUUCAACAGUAACCAACGGAGCCGUCUUUCCUGAUGGGACCUGGCGCAUGGAUGUUUCCUUUUUGACAGGGCAAACUUUCUCUUACUGGGGAAAAUCGAAGAGUGGCUGGAUGCUAGAAGGGUGCUUUACUUGUCUUGGAUGCGCUUUUACUGCCAAUCAAUGUCUCGGAAGAGUCUUCUUGAUGCCAGACCAACUGACAAUGGAGCAAUCAACUCAGUUUUUCAUCGACAGCGCGCUUGAAAAAUUCACUCUUCCGGAAGAUCAAGAACCUACGGAUGAAAGAGACCUCUCAAAAUACAAGAAACAUUUGAUGAAAUUAGAACGCACUUUGAAGCAGAUGGGCUCACUGAAAAACCCGAAAGGAACGAAGCGAUCAAAGAAAUUCAACGGUGGGGCGAGUGACCUUUUCUUCAAUGAAGAUUUUGGUGUCGAGGCGUUUUACGAAAAAUUGAAGAACUUUAUCAACGAACGAUUCGGAGAAAAGGAGAGGCAUUCAAAGCGCCAAUGGAACAAAAUGAUGAUGAAGAUUAUGGCUGUCUGCGAGUAUGACAUGAAACGAUGUCCAGAAGAGCUUCGCGAGUUCGAAUCAAAGGAUCAAAUCCGUUUGAUGAACUCCCGCUUAUAA
Molecule: messenger RNA, 1953 nt
Organism: Oikopleura dioica
Lineage: Eukaryota; Metazoa; Chordata; Appendicularia; Copelata; Oikopleuridae
Source: the annotation of a GenBank genome assembly